Messenger RNA from Rhagoletis zephyria (snowberry fruit fly), 1102 nucleotides. RefSeq names its product collagen alpha-1(X) chain-like. Lineage: Eukaryota; Metazoa; Arthropoda; Insecta; Diptera; Tephritidae. The record is from RefSeq and is a predicted model, not a curated record.
UACAGGGAAACCAGGUGAACGCGGUGCCCCCGGUCCCAAAGGUGACCGCGGCGAUAGGGGCGAUCCUGGCUCCCGUGGACCCGAGGGUCUGCAAGGGCAUAAAGGCGAGCCCGGCGUCGACGGUAUGCCCGGCGUGCUGGGACCGCCUGGCCCGCCGGGACCGCCUGGCUUGCCUGAAAAUUACGAUAUUAAUUGGAACCCAACCAGGACUUUCAAGGAAUCGUUAAUGGGCAAUUCAAUGCGUCCGAUGCGCAGCUCUUCGCCAGGACCCAAGGGACCGCCUGGAGAUAAAGGUGAUGCCGGAGCGUUGGGCGAACGCGGUCAGCAGGGUCAGAAGGGCGAACGUGGAGAUCCAGGAAUGACUGGCGAGAAAGGUGAUAGGGGUCAUCCUGGCGUACACGGCCCCAAUGGCCAGAAAGGUGAACCAGGCCAACCAGGUGUGCCGGGCAUGGCAGGUGCACCUGGUGCUCCCGGCCUGAAAGGUGAUCGUGGUCUACCUGGUGAAUUGGGACCCAUCGGGCCACAGGGUCCACCUGGUGAAGUCAUAUAUGCGGAUAAUUCUCUUAAUGGUACAGCCGGCCAAGCGGCAGGACAGUGUCAAUGUCCAGCGGGACCACCUGGCCCACCAGGAAUUCGCGGCCCACAAGGCUAUGAGGGUCCACCCGGUUUGAACGGCGAGCCUGGUCCAGCUGGGUCGAACGGUUUGACCGGCCUGCCUGGCUCCAAAGGUGAGAAGGGCGAAAAAGGUGUGCGGGGCCUGAGCGGCCCAAAAGGCGAUCGCGGCCCUGAAGGACCGCCAGGGCAGGCCUUUUUCGCUGGCGGUUACGAAGGCAUGGCUAUGAAUGGCACCAAGGGUGAUAAGGGCGAGAAGGGUAUGCGCGGACGACGCGGCAAACCGGGCCAAGCUGGACCGAUCGGACCGCCGGGCAAACCAGGUCCGAUGGGCGAUAUUGGGCAUUCGGGGCGACCUGGACUUACAGGGCCUAAAGGUGACAUGGGCAGCAAAGGACAAAAAGGUGAAAAUGGCGGACGAGAAGGGUUGUGAGAGAAAGUUUCAUACUUUCACGCGGUGAUAUACUAUGUAGCUGUCCCUGCGUGCGCC